AUGGGGAGAACUACCAGGAUAGUGAUAUGGAUGCUUGAAUGGAUAGUGCUAUAUUUCGGACUAAGCGCCUCUCAGACAGGAAUAUUCCCUCUUCAUAACAAACAAGUCUGUAGUACAUGGGGGAACUACCACUUCAAGAAAUUUGAUGGACACUUUAUCCACCUGGCAUCCACGUGUAAUUUUCUCAUGUCUGCAACAUGUGGAAGCAAUCAGAAGGAUUUCUACAUUCAGUUGAGACGCCAAGUGGAAAAUGACCAACCAACUAUCACUAACAUCACAAUGAAGCUGAGGAGCAUUAUAGUGGAGCUCAACAAAACCACUGUUCAUGUAAACGGAUCACCGAUGGAUCUGCCUUUUAGCCACUCUGGUGUUCUCAUUUAUAAGAGUUCCUCCUACAUAACAAUCACUGCUACACUCGGACUAGUGGCCAAGUGGAACGAAGAUGACUCUUUCACUGUUGAAUUGGACAUGAGGUACCAAAAUAAGACCUGUGGUUUAUGUGGAGACUUCAGUGGCAACCGGUCACACAAUGAGUUCCCUAAAUAUGAUGACAGAUCUGAUUAUGGAGACUUUGUGAAGAUGAAUAGUUCAACAGAUAGCUGUAUGGAGCAGGUCAACUCAACUAAGGCAUGUAAAAACAUGACAUCAGUAUGUGAGCAGCUGCUCUUAGGCCCAUCGGUCAGUAGCUGUCAGGACCUUGUACCUCUUGACUCCUUCAUCAAAGCCUGUGAACUGGACAUGUGCGACUGCAACAACAGGACCACAUCCUUUUGUAUUUGCAGAACCAUUUCAGAAUACUCCAGCCAGUGCAUUCAGGCAGGUGGAAAGCCUGAACCAUGGUGGACUAAGCAGUUCUGUGGAUACCUGUUUGAUGACCUGACUAAUAGAGGCUGUAUUGCUGAGAAUGAGUGCGGCUGCAUCCAUGAUGGAAAAAUCUAUGAACAUGGAGAGACUUAUAGGAGUAACUGUGAAGAAUGUUGUACUAGUGCUACGUAUCGAGCACAAAACAAGGAAUUCAGAGUGUCCGAUGGAGGUUAUCAGAUUCUUCAUAGAGAUGAGGGGGUGGAUAUUCCUUACCAAAUUUUGGUAAGAGGAAUAUACAUCGUCCUUGAUGCAAGCAAUGGUUUAACUGUCAUGUGGGACCAGAAGAAAAACAUGUUCAUCAAACUCAACCCAAACUUCAAGGGUUCUGUUUGUGGUCUUUGCGGAAACUAUGAUGGGAACUCAAACAAUGACUUCAUGUUGAGAAAUCGGGAGGUGGAAACUAAUCCCUUGAACUUUCAGCUUAUGCACAAGCCUGCAAUGAUGCUGGAAAUUGUGUUGCCUGGAGAACACCCAAACUAUGCCCAUUGUUCUGUGAUUAUUACAACCCUUCUGGUGAAUGUGAGUGGCAUUACAAACCUUGUGGAGCUCCCUGCAUACAGACAUGCAGAAAUCCAGAUGGACAGUUGUUACCCCAAAUGUCCCUCUGAAUAUCCUUACUUUGAUGACGAUUCAAUGAAAUGUGUUAAGAGGGAACAGUGUGGCUGCUUUGACAAACAUGGGGAUUAUUACAGCAAUCAGGACCCAGUUCCUUCAACAGAAAACUGUCAGAUAUGGAAUUCAGCUAUGAAAUUAAGCAUGCAGAGCUGGCCAAAAAGACUCUUGACAUCUCAGUGGGACUACGACAUUGGCAAAUGCAAUGAUUAUAUAGGAAUAUUCCCUCUUCAUAACAAACAAGUCUGUAGUACAUGGGGGAACUACCACUUCAAGAAAUUUGAUGGACACUUUAUCCACCUGGCAUCCACAUGUAAUUUUCUCAUGUCUGCAACAUGUGGAAGCAAUCAGAAGGAUUUCUACAUUCAGUUGAGACGCCAAGUGGAAAACGACCAACCAACUAUCACUAACAUCACAAUGAAGCUGAGGAGCAUUACAGUGGAGCUCAACAAAACCACUGUUAAUGUAAACGGAUCACCGAUGGAUCUGCCUUUUAGCCACUCUGGUGUUCUCAUUUAUAAGAGUUCCUCCUACAUAACAAUCACUGCUACACUCGGACUAGUGGCCAAGUGGAACGAAGAUGACUCUUUCACUACAUCAGUAUGUGAGCAGCUGCUCUUAGGCCCAUCGGUCAGUAGCUGUCAGGACCUUGUACCUCUUGACCCCUUCAUCAAAGCCUGUGAACUGGACAUGUGCGACUGCAACAACAGGACCACAUCCUUUUGUAUUUGCAGAACCAUUUCAGAAUACUCCAGCCAGUGCAUUCAGGCAGGUGGAAAGCCUGAACCAUGGUGGACUAAGCAGUUCUGUGGAUACCUGUUUGAUGACCUGACUAAUAGAGGCUGUAUUGCUGAGAAUGAGUGCGGCUGCAUCCAUGAUGGAAAAAUCUAUGAACAUGGAGAGACUUAUAGGAGUAACUGUGAAGAAUGUACCUGUGAGGAUAGAGGAUGGCAAUGUACCACAAACCUGUGUCAUGGAACCUGCUCAGUUUAUGGAGAUGGCCAUUACUUUACAUUUGAUGGAAAGCAAUACACUUUCAGUGGAGACUGUGAAUACACAUUAGUUGGAGAUUUUUGUAGCCAUGCCAAUGCCAAUAGUACUUUCAGAGUUCUAUCGGAAAACAUACCAUGUGAUUUUAUUGGCACUACUUGCUCUAAAGCUAUCAGACUCCUGCUUGGGAACAAGGAAUUCAGAGUGUCCGAUGGAGGUUAUCAGAUUCUUCAUAGAGAUGAGGGGGUGGAUAUUCCUUACCAAAUUUUGGUAAGAGGAAUAUACAUCGUCCUUGAUGCAAGCAAUGGUUUAACUGUCAUGUGGGACCAGAAGAAAAACAUGUUCAUCAAACUCAACCCAAACUUCAAGGGUUCUGUUUGUGGUCUUUGCGGAAACUAUGAUGGGAACUCAAACAAUGACUUCAUGUUGAGAAAUCGGGAGGUGGAAACUAAUCCCUUGAACUUUGUAAGCGAUUGGAAAGAAUCCUCUAUCUGUUCUGUGGCCACAGAAAUGAAAAAUCCCUGCUCAAGUAACCCUUACAGACAAUCAUGGGCACAGAAACAAUGCAGUAUCAUUAGGAGUGAAGUUUUUACAGCUUGUCAUUCACAUGUGGAUCCCGAUCCUUUUUAUGAUGCCUGUGUGAGAGACUCAUGUGGUUGUGUUAGUGGUGGUGAUCGUGACUGUUUGUGUGGUGCUAUAGCAGCUUAUGCACAAGCCUGCAAUGAUGCUGGAACUUGUGUUGCCUGGAGAACACCCAAACUAUGCCCAUUGUUCUGUGAUUAUUACAACCCUUCUGGUGAAUGUGAGUGGCAUUACAAACCUUGUGGAGCUCCCUGCAUACAGACAUGCAGAAAUCCAGAUGGACAGUGCUCAAAUCAGAUCUUAUCACUUGAAGGUUGUUACCCCAAAUGUCCCUCUGAAUAUCCUUACUUUGAUGAGGAUUCAAUGAAAUGUGUUAAGAGGGAACAGUGUGGCUGCUUUGACAAACAUGGGGAUUAUUACAGCAAUCAGGACCCAGUUCCUUCAACAGAAAACUGUCAAAUAUGGUGGAAUGUCUACACCACCAAUUACAAAAUCAACAAGUUUUAUUUCUUCCAGUACUAUCAGCAUAUCAAAACCUUCAACAAAAACAUCACCAACAUUCACAACAUCGGAAACAGAAACUUUUACUUCUAG
This is a messenger RNA of Danio aesculapii, 3642 nucleotides long. Its product is annotated as mucin-5AC. The record is from RefSeq and is a predicted model, not a curated record. The transcript is spliced from 26 exons. Bases 1 to 3642 code for a protein of 1213 amino acids. Gene Ontology annotation, molecular function: protein binding. Gene Ontology annotation, cellular component: extracellular matrix. NCBI's taxonomy places the organism in Eukaryota, Metazoa, Chordata, Actinopteri, Cypriniformes, Danionidae.